AUGGGUUUUGUUGUUUACCUAUCCUUAAUUGGGAUACUUGUAUUUGGGGUGAUUUUCCAACUCCAGAAUGCAGAGAUUCAAAAAUUGAAAGAAACAAAUAAGAAAAUUUCAGCUCUUAUUGAAACCAUUCAAGAUGAUCUUGAUUCAAAGAAUAAUGCUUUGAAAGAACUUGAAAGAUCCCACAAGGAAACAGCUAAAGAAUUAACUACGACUACUUCUGCCAAAGAUCAAUCAAUUAAGGCUUUGGAAUCCAAAUUACUUGAUGUUAGUAACAAGUAUCACGCGUCAAUUCAAUCUGAAGCCAAAUCAAAAGCUCUUCAUCAAGACAACAAUUCCACCAUCAAGAAACUUAAGGAAGAAAUUGAAGAAUUAAAAGCUAAAAGGGUUUCAGAAGAAGAGCUUAAAGUGAAAUUGGAAAAGCAAUAUGAUUUUAAGUUGAAUUCUGAAAUUGAAAGAUUGAUUGUUGGUAAAGAUUUGCAAAACACUCAAUUGUCGGAAAAUAUUAAAAGUCUCAACGAUUUGCUAGAGACUAGAAAUAAAGAAUUCAAUAAAUCUGAAGAAACUAACAGUCAAAUUAUCUCUGAAUUGAAGCAAUUGGCUGACAGUAUUCAAAAGAAAUUGGAUGCUAAAAGUCUUGCAUAUGAUAAAUUACAAGUUAUUAAUGAUUCACAAAGAGAACAAUUUGAAACUAAAGAUGCAAGAAUUAAAGAUUUGGAAGAACAACAGAAGAGAGAUAAUGAAAAUUUUGUUGCCGUUUCAGACAAGUUAGCUAGAUCUGAAGAAUUGGUUGCCGAAUUACAAGAGACAAAGAAAGAAUUGGAAGAAACAGUUAAACAUCAAACUGAAGUAAUUGAUGAUGAUUCAAAAGUGUUGACUUUAUAUGAAGAAAGCAUUAUCAGUUUGAAUGAAUAUUUAUCAAAACAAAAUCAAAAAGAAAACAUUAUUUCCGAUCAAUAUUUUGUACAUUCGAAUGAUGAAGUUAAAGAAAUCUGUGUAACCACCCGUACUUAUAUUGAUGCUUUAACAGAAAAAAUAGCAAAACUUGUUGAAUCUCAGGAGUCAACUUCCAAAGAUUUAAAAGCAGCCAACGAUAAGUUGACAGAAUUAAAUGUUCACAAUGUUACUUUUGGAUGCCAAUUGUUAACCAACUUGGAAGCAUUGGAAGAAGCACUUGCUGGAAAAUUAAGUCAAGAAGAUCAAAAGGAAGUCAGUGCAAAAAUUAAAAGCAUUACCGGACAGUUUUCUGAUUCUCAGAAACCUAAAGAGGAUGCUUUUGAACAAAAUGGUGCUGAAAAGAAAACAGAGCCAGAUACCAGUAGGUCAGUCGAUGAAGAAAUAACCACACCUGUUGUGAAAUCCAAGGAAUUGGUCAUUAAUGACGAUCCAGUUGAUGAAGUUAACAAAGACGCAGAAUCUGUUGAAGAUAUUCCAACAUCUUAUGACAAAGAAACUGAAGUUACGCCAAUUGAAGAACCGGUAAUUGUAACAACCGAGGAAAAAAUUGUCGAAGAUAAAACCGAAGCUCCAAAUGCCGAAGAACCAGUCGCCUUGGAAACAGAAUCCGCUGGCGUUAUUUCAGAUGUAAAACCGCUGGAAGAAAAGAAAGAAGUUGAAGCAUUGACAGAGGACUUUGCCAAAGAAGCAGAUGGCAAAUUUAUUGAAGACGAACCAGAAGUUGAGACAGAAUUGGAAAAGAAAUCUGAUGAGAAGGAAAUUGAAGAUGAACCAGUUGUUGAAGAACCAAAGGAUGAAGAAGUUAACUCAGAGGCAUUUGAAGAAAUCAAUGAAAAAUUCACUGAAACUUCUGAUGAAAAGACAAUUGCUGAUGAUGCCCAUGAAGAGGGAAAAGAAAUUGAAGAACCACAAGUUGAAGAACCACAAGUUGAAGAACCACAGGUUGAAGAGCCACAGGUUGAAGAACCACAAGUUGAAGAACCACAAGUUGAAGAGCCAGCGGUCGAGAAACUGAAUGUCAAAGAAGAAGAAGAAGAAGAAGAAUUGGCAGAAAAAUCUGGAGAAAAACUCAUCCAAGAUACACCAGUUAAUGAUGAGUUACAUGCAGAACCCGCUGCUGUAGAAAAGGUAAAAGAUGGUUUAGUGGAAGAUUCUGAAGAAAAACUUAUUGAAGAUGAUUCAACAACAGAUCAAACUCCAGUUGAAAUUACCAAUGUUGAAGAUCCAAAAGAGGUUGAGUCAAAAGAAGUUGAUCCAAAAGAGGUUGAGUCAAAAGAAGUUGAGUCAAAGAUUGAAGAACAAAAGGAAGUAGAAAACGUGACUGACAAACCAAAGGAUGAACAAAAUGAUGAAGUUUCUAAAGUUGAAGAAUCCAAGGAUAAAGAUUUGAAAGUUGAAGAAUCGAAGGAUGAAGGUUUGAAAGAAGAGGAACCUAAAUUUGAGCAAGAAAAAGAAAAGUCUGAUGAUUUAAAGACCGAAGAGGUGAAGAAAUCUGCUCCAGAAGAAAAUGAUUCAAAAACAGUUGAAUCAAGCACUGAAGAGUCAAAGGAAGAUGUUCCAAACACUGAUGAUCCACAAGAAUCAAAAGAACAUUUGGAUGCUUCAAAUGCUGAUUUAAAUAAGGAAGGUACCGGCGACGAUGAUGAAGAUGAAGAUGAAGACGAAGAUGACGACUAUACUACUUCCAACACUGAAUCAGAAGCUACUCCAGCACCUGAAUCUUUACCAACAUCGUCCUCUUCAGCAGGAAGUUCAAAAUCACCAAAAAAAAAGAACAACAAAAAGAAAGGAAAGAAAAAGAACAAGACUACAUUUUAG
This is a messenger RNA of Candida tropicalis MYA-3404, 2772 nucleotides long. RefSeq names its product Uso6p (gene USO6). Bases 1 to 2772 code for a protein of 923 amino acids. The record is from RefSeq and is a predicted model, not a curated record. The transcript has a single exon. Lineage: Eukaryota; Fungi; Ascomycota; Pichiomycetes; Serinales; Debaryomycetaceae.